UAAGUAGCGUGCAUUGUGUGUUGUUUUUAGUGUCAGUUCGGCGUGCAAAGAAAUUCAGGUGGACGAGACGCUGAAGUAUUGUCACACAGUGGUUAAUGGAAGCGGCAAUAUAAAUGAGGAGCAAUGGCAAAAGUGUCGGGGAACGUGGCAGCUGAUGAACUGCUAAAGGGAGCUGGAAUAUUAUCGCGUCCAGCGGAAGAAUUUGAGAACGAUGCAUCAGUGGAGGCGAUGUGGGCUGUUAAGGCCUAUGAACAUGCAGAAGUAUAUUUCAAUAUUUUAUGUUCAGUAGAUCCAAAGCUUUUGAGACUGACACCCCAUGAUGACAUGAUUUACAAAAUUUUCCGUGAGGAGUUUCCAGAUAUGAAAGUGGAUAUGCUGGUAGAGGAUGAAUUAAAAAGUGCACAAGGAAAGGAGAAAUGGCGUCCUUUUUGUGAGCGGUUCAAGAACAUUGUGGAAGACUACAGUUUUGGGACACUCUUACGACUUGAUCACACAGGAGAGUACAAUGAACAAAACAGUAUCCUUGCACCCCGGAUACAGUUUUUAGCAAUUGAGCUUGCUCGCAACCGUGAGGGUCUCAAUGAUUGUAUAAGACAAAAAUAUAGACCACGCAGAAAUGACUGAUUACAGAUUUUGUUAAUUUCAGGAGAAAAAUAAAAGUGUUUUAUUCUUUUGUGAAUGAA
Messenger RNA from Schistocerca nitens (vagrant locust), 683 nucleotides. RefSeq names its product protein PBDC1. The record is from RefSeq and is a predicted model, not a curated record. The coding region runs from base 124 to 624 and encodes 166 amino acids. Gene Ontology annotation, cellular component: cytoplasm. NCBI's taxonomy places the organism in Eukaryota, Metazoa, Arthropoda, Insecta, Orthoptera, Acrididae. The transcript has 5 exons.